UCUACUUGCACCAACACCGGUUCCUGAGGCUAAGUAGGCCAUGUUGAAGUGUUUCCAGUAGCGACCCGACUGGCUUGGGGCAGACCUUCACCAUUAGGCCGAUCACACGAUGCUGGGCAAAUGUCAGACUCUUGGCCUCUGAGGGUAAAUGAACAUUGCCUAUCAUGGAGCUGACCACUGCCUCGUCGGACUCGAUCACGGAGGAUCCAUUCGGCCCUGGUCUCUAUGACGUCAUCCCACGUAACGUCUUUAUCACGUUUGGCGUGAUCUUUGCCGUCGCGGGCUUCAUCGGUAACAUCUUCCUCAUUCUCAUAUGCUGUCUUGACGCGGAACUGAGACGCUCAUCUAAGCAUUUUAUCAUCACCUGCCUUAGCCUUUUGUGUCUCUUGGAGCAGUGCCUCAGCGCUUUUAUCGUGCACACUCACAUCUACAAUAUCGACAACAUUGCCGUCACAUACGGAUGUGGCGUGUCCUUCUUCAUCAGUGCCGCUAGCUAUAUCUCCAUUUCCGUCGCUGUCCUCCUGGUCGCUGCGGUUGCCUUUGACUCUGCCCUAACCUUUUGUUUGAACCCUCCAGUAAAACCUACCCUUAGAAUUUGCAUCGCGUUGGAAUGUGUUGUGUUCAUCGUCAUCGGAUCAGCGUUCAUGCUGCUGCCGUUAAUGAACGUCAGCGCCUACAGCGACAUAUGCAGCGUGUACAUGAAGGAACACUACAUGCUGGCGUUGAACGUCAUCCACUACAUCCCCCAAUGUCUGAUCCUCUUGCUGGCGAACCUCAUCCUGUUCAUGUGCUUCAGUCGUAAGAUGAGGAGCUGUCCUGACACGACUCUGCGUCAUCCCAAGGAGAUCUAUUUGGCAUCUGCCGCUGUGGUCCUGCUGAAACUGCCAGACUUUAUAUUCUCACUUGGGUUCAAUACAUGCAAUGGAGGGGAUUGUUAUGGAAUGUUGAUAUUCUGGAUCGUCGCGACCUGCACAAGCACCUCCAUUUAUGUGGCACUACCCUACCUGUGGCUGACAGGCCAGGAUACCACGAAAGGGGCAAGAAGGGUACUACUAGGGCGCUGUCUCAGGAAGACCUGUACACGUGAUAUGUACAUUCUCACUAGCCCAGAAGAUUUCUAGGAUACCACGUAAAACAAUAUUGCUGUUUCCAUGUUGCUGAAACAGCAAUUUAGUUUUUUAAAUAACGUACCUUCUCCUUAUGUGCCUUAGAGUAUAUAUUUAAUACGCAGACUUCCACAUACGUUUCAACAAAGAUAAAAUUAACGAGAUAUUUACAGUCAUUUAUUUCUUUAUAAUCAACAAUUGCAUGAUCUCUACUCUAUCAGCGCUAAAUACCAGUUCUAUUUUCUAACAAAUGUACGUAAUACCUACAUAUAGUUUUUGUUGCUUAAAUUAUGACAUAUAAGGCAUCAUUCAUUGAAAUGAUACGUGAAGAGCAUAGACAUAGGUGAGACAAAGUAAGAGCAUGUUAACUGUAUGUGAAGUUUAUCAUACCGUUUUUUAUUAACGUAUUUAUUAUAUAAUUUAUGUUACCUAUGCAUUAUAUAUGUGUCAUUAAUAACGUAUCUGUAAGUGUAUGGUGAUAUAUAUUGAUGUACGUCUUUUUGCCUAACCAACAUGCGUCACAACACUCGAUCGAUAUGAAAUGAAGUAUUAAGCAGCGAUAAAGAAAUGAAACUAUUAUUUCUGAUUUCUGGUGUUGUUUGUUUGCUUGAGUCAGGAAAUGAAACUGCUGUGUCAACAAACCGGUUGUGUAGCAUGUACAACUGGUACUUGACGACAUUCUUACACUGUUCGUAAAUCGUGUUGAUUUUCAGUGAAUCAUGUGUAUAAUUGCCACUGCAAUUUUGUAUUUUUACGAUAAAUAAAAUAUGUU
This is a messenger RNA of Haliotis rubra (blacklip abalone), 1878 nucleotides long. RefSeq lists its product as uncharacterized. The record is from RefSeq and is a predicted model, not a curated record. The coding region runs from base 165 to 1121 and encodes 318 amino acids. The transcript has 3 exons. NCBI's taxonomy places the organism in Eukaryota, Metazoa, Mollusca, Gastropoda, Lepetellida, Haliotidae.